CAAGCACCCGAGACCAACACAUCAGCUCACAGGGAUUCACAGUCACAACUUUUCCUUCACUGGGCUGAGAAGAGAAGCAGCGAGCUGACACUGGACAAGACUUUUAGCUGCCGACUCUGAACUGAAGACAGCUCUUGUUGGACCUUGGACUUUUCACUCUUUAUUAUUUUUGGAGUGAUUUGUUUUUAAAAUUCCACUUUGACUCUGGGGCACAGUUAAGAGAGACGACGAGUGCCUGAAUUGAUGCAUGCUCUGUGCUGACACUGACAUUUGUUGAUAACCCAGAGACUGUGUUUCUAUAAGAAGCUGGUAAGCUCACUUUUUCCUACGACUUUAUGUCUACAAAGAUGGAACAGCCUUUUUAUCAUGACGACUCUUUUCUGUCGGCUUACGGCCAUUCAGAUGCAGCAAUGCACGACUACAAACUGCUAAAGCAGAAUAUGAAUUUGAACUUGACAGAGCCCUAUCGCAACCUGAAAUCCCAGCUGAGAGCCGAGACAGACCCGUACCAAGGGGGGCAGCAAGACGUGGGGUCCCUGAAGCUCGCAUCCCCAGAGCUAGAGAGGCUCAUCAUCCAAAACAGUAACGGUGUGAUCACCACCCCCACCCCCGGUCAGUACUUCUACAACCGGGGCAUCACCGAUGAGCAGGAGGGGUUCGCAGAGGGGUUUGUAAAAGCCCUGGACGAGCUGCACAAGAUGAACCAGAUGCCCCCUCCUAACGUGUCCAUCGGUGCCGGUGGAGUUACGACGUGUUCAGCGGCGGCCUCUAGUGUCUUCGGCUCCGCCUUGCAGCCGGAGCCUCCUAUCUACACAACACUGAACGCCUACUGCCCGAACACGAGCCUCUCUUCCGCAUCCAGCUACCCCACAGCCACUAUCAGCUACCUGCCGCCACACCAGCAGAGCCACCCGCAGACCUCGACGCACGGCACGCACCCGUUCCAGCACUCUCUCCCUGCCUCCGGACUCCAUCCGCAGCGGCUCGUCGCUCUGAAAGAGGAGCCUCAAACGGUGCCCGACCUCCUGAGCAGUGACGGCUCGCCUCCGAUGUCUCCCAUCGACUUGGAGACCCAGGAGAGGAUCAAGGCGGAGCGCAAGAGGCUGAGGAACCGACUAGCGGCCACCAAAUGCCGGAGGCGCAAGCUGGAGCGCAUCGCCCGGCUGGAGGAGAAGGUGAAAGUUUUGAAGAACGACAACGCGGGGCUCUCCAACACAGCGUCGGUGCUCCGGGACCAGGUCGCCCAGCUCAAACAGAAGGUCCUGACACAUGUGAGCAGCGGCUGUCAGCUGAUGCUUACAAGCAAGAUGGAGGCGUUUUAAACAACAGAGACUAUUAACUGACUGAAAAGUAAUAACACUGGAGUCAUGUUCUGCAUGCGCAGCACUGGAAUACCGGCUGAUGCAUUGUCAGCACUGGCAGCAUCACAGGGCCGGGGGCUAUGUGUAGACAACUCUAUAGGCUAUUUAGGGUGAAAUGACUGAUUGAAAUGGUACUUCCGGAUGCUGGACACCGCUCAAAGGACCAUUCAAACCCAGAAACCAGGGCAGCAUCCAGACUGAGAAAACACAAUGUCGGCCACUGGCCCAUAAGUCGGGUUUACUAAUGGUAGACUAGAAAAUGGGAAUGAUUAUUUGUACUUUUGCAACUGAUAUUGUCAUGCAACAUGCUACAUUUAUUCCUUGUGUAAAUUAUUUUUGUUUGUCCGGUUGAUCCAGACAAACUUAUGAUGUCCAAUGUUUACAAUGUCUUUUUUAUUUGUUAUGUGUAUUUAAGUAAAGUGUCUUCACAUGAAA
Messenger RNA from Seriola dumerili (greater amberjack), 1796 nucleotides. It is a transcript of the gene junbb, whose product is annotated as transcription factor jun-B-like. The coding region runs from base 336 to 1322 and encodes 328 amino acids. Gene Ontology annotation, biological process: regulation of cell cycle; regulation of transcription by RNA polymerase II; regulation of cell population proliferation. Gene Ontology annotation, molecular function: DNA-binding transcription factor activity, RNA polymerase II-specific; transcription factor binding; RNA polymerase II cis-regulatory region sequence-specific DNA binding. The transcript has a single exon. NCBI's taxonomy places the organism in Eukaryota, Metazoa, Chordata, Actinopteri, Carangiformes, Carangidae. Gene Ontology annotation, cellular component: transcription regulator complex. The record is from RefSeq and is a predicted model, not a curated record.